Molecule: messenger RNA, 1365 nt
Organism: Debaryomyces fabryi
Lineage: Eukaryota; Fungi; Ascomycota; Pichiomycetes; Serinales; Debaryomycetaceae
Gene: PEX12
Product: ubiquitin-protein ligase peroxin 12
Exons: 1
Coding region: 1-1365 (454 amino acids)
Biological process (GO): protein import into peroxisome matrix; protein monoubiquitination
Cellular component (GO): peroxisomal importomer complex; peroxisomal membrane
Molecular function (GO): protein binding; zinc ion binding; ubiquitin-protein transferase activity
Source: RefSeq, a predicted model, not a curated record
AUGGAAUACUACUCGUCUUUGGAUGCCUCGCAGUUAGAUUCAGAAGUUCCAACGCUUUUUGAAUUAAUUUCGGCGAGCCAGUUGGAAUCAUUAUUAUCGCCAUCACUAAGAUAUAUAUUAGUUCAUUAUGCCAGUAAAUACCCAUAUGCGUUGCUUAAAGUUGCAAAUAACUUUGAAGAAUUGAAUUUGUUCUUUCGAACAUUCAUUGAGUGGUAUUUUAUGAGUUAUUGGCAAGGGUCAUUCACAGAGAAUUUCUAUGGAUUAAAGAGAGUAAGUCAGACUCCAUUGUCAGACACCAAAUAUAGAAGUAGUAAAUUAACGCAGUUGGUGCCCUCUAUGAUAGAAGAAAGGAGAAGCUUGAGCAGCUUGCAGAGGUUUGCAUCUAUCUUUGAAAUCACAGGAGUAUCAUACUUGAGUGAAAAAUUCAAUUAUUGGUAUGAGAUUUGGUACCCAAAGUAUGUCACAAAUCAAUUAGUACCAAACGACCCUACAAAUAGAGCAGACGUGUAUAAAACAGAAUUUAAAAGACGGUUUGUCAAAUUAUAUCCUAUAUUGCAGAGUAUUUUCAGAACAGGUAACUUCUUCACAACCCUAUUGUACUUGAGUGGACUGAGUAAAUCCCCCACGCUAUUGACGUUAUUAUUCAAAAUUAACUAUUCAAGACUCAAUCAAUACGACUACUCAAAGCAUGAACCUAAGGUUACUUCUAAGAAAGAUAUGCCCAAUAAAAUUGCUCCUCCCACGCUUGCUGCAUCGAUACUAAGAAUUUUGAAUAAGAACAUUACAAAGCCAUCAUGGAGAUUGAUAAAUUUUAUUUUGGGUACAUUCUUCCCAAUAGCUAUUUUCACUUUGAAGUUCUUAGAAUGGUACAACAACUCAAAUUUUGCCCUGAAAAUAGCUAAAACCCAGGGAAAUGUGCUAGACUCGUUAUUGCCACCUCCUUCUUCUUUAUCAAGAGGUCGUCGUUUAGACAGUAAGCCAAAGAAGGUUUACAACUCUGGAAAGACCUGCCCAUUGUGCAAAGACGAAAUAAGUAAUCCUGCAAUCAUUGAAACAGGAUAUGUCUUCUGCUAUUCAUGCAUAUAUAAUUAUCUUACCCAAUCACAUAAAAUCGUUUCAGAAAAGGUCAAGCUAAAGAGAGAAGAAUUGGAUAGUGAUGAUGAAGAAUCCGAUAUCGAGAAAGAAGUUCAAAGUGAAAAAGUCGGUGAUGAAGCCGAGGCAAAUGCCACACCAGAAGAUAAGAUAACAGUUGAUAUCAACAAAGGUGGGAGAUGCCCUAUCACUGGAAAGAAGUUGUUGGGCUGUAAAUGGAAUGGGUUAAAAGAGGAAUGGGAGAUUGAAGGUAUACGUAGAUUAAUAUUCUAA